AUGAAGGGAGGUUCACCCACCACCGACGCCAAGCCGAGCGAGCACACACAACCAUCACAACAGGUGCUUUGCUCAGAUUCGCCCUCCAGCGACGAAGAUGCCAACCCGCCAGCCCCGGCCGGGCAUCACCAGCCCAAGGACGACAGCGAUGCGGAGAGCAUAGGCGGACAGCGCAACACAAUGUCGCGGAAGCGCAUGCUCCUCGCCUUCUCGGCGCUCUCCGUCUGCCUCUUUGUCUCCUUCAUCGACCAGACCAGCGUCUCGACCGCCGUGCCGGCCAUCGCGGAGGACCUCGACACCGGCACGGCCACGUCGUGGAUCGGGACGUCGUUUCUCAUCGCGUCGACUGCCUUUCAGCUCAUCAACGGGCGGCUGUCGGACAUUUUUGGCCGCAAGAAUCUGCUCAUGGUUUGCCUGGUGCUCAUGGCGGUCGGGGACAUUCUUUGUGGCUUCUCGAGGACCAAGGAGCAGCUUUUUACGUUUCGGGCCGUUGCGGGUAUCGGGGGCGGCGGGAUUAAUAGCAUUCUCGGCGCCGUCCUCGCCCUCGCAAACGGCGUCGGCCCCUUUGUCGGCGGCGCCGUCGUCCAAGAAUCGACCUGGCGAUGGGUCUUUUGGAUGGUCCCCAUCAUCAGCGCCCCGGCCGCCGUCACAAUCCUCUUCUGCCUCCCGUUGAAGCAUCGACCCGGCACCUACGCGGAAAAGGUCAAAAAGAUUGACUACGGCGGCAUCGCGCUGAACAUGGCCUCGACCCUGCUUCUUCUCGUACCGCUGUCCGGAGGCGGCGUGACGUACCCGUGGUCGUCGCCCUUUGUCAUCGCGGGCGUCGCCGUGGGUGCCGUCCUGGCAGUCCUCUUUGUGCUCUACGAGUGGAAACUGGCAAAACUCCCGAUUAUGCCUCUCCGCCUGUACCAGGCGCCGCACUGCAGCGCGCUCUUUGGGCAGACGUUUCUCAUGGGCCAGGCGUACUUUGGCAACCUCUUUUACCUGCCAAUCUACUUCCAGUCCAUCCUAAACUACCCGCCCCUGGUUUCGGGCGCCCUCAUCCUCCCCGUCAUCAUCACGACCUCGGCGCUGUCCAUCCUCUCUGGGCAGUAUAUGCUGCGGGUCGGACGAUACAUGCCCUGCAUCCUCGCGGGCUUCUUCCUCUGGACGCUGGGCAACGGGCUGACCGUCCUCUUUGGCCGGGACACGGGGUUGGGAAAACUGAUUCCGAUCCUCAUCGUCGUGGGCGCGGGUAUAGGGCUGACGCUGCAGCCGACGCUGGUGGGCAUGUACGCCAACUCGCGCAGCGAGGACCGGGCCGUGACGACGGGGUUGCGGAACUUUGUACGCACCAUUGGGGGCGCGUUCGGGCUGGUGGUGUCGGGCGUGAUUUUGUCCAACACGCUGAGGCGGGAGCUCCACGGCAAAGACUUUGUCUCGGACGCGGUGAUUGCGGAGCUCACUUCGUCAACGUAUACACUGGAUCAGAGGGGCUUUUCUGAUGCGGAGAAGGUGGUCAUUUUGGAGGCGUAUAUGCAGGGUUUGCAUUAUAUUUUUGUGUACUAUGUCAUCUGCUCUGGUCUCAGUUUGGUGUUGACGCUCGGCGUUGGGAAUACGGGGUUGAAGGCGAAGAAGCCGUCGGGUCCGUCCGAUGAUGCUUCGGAGGGUCCGAACGGAGCGUUGGCGGAUACUCCGACUAACGAUGGCGAGAAGGCGGAUGAGCGCUAG
This is a messenger RNA of Colletotrichum orchidophilum, 1710 nucleotides long. RefSeq names its product major facilitator superfamily transporter. Gene Ontology annotation, molecular function: transmembrane transporter activity. The record is from RefSeq and is a predicted model, not a curated record. Bases 1 to 1710 code for a protein of 569 amino acids. Gene Ontology annotation, biological process: transmembrane transport. NCBI's taxonomy places the organism in Eukaryota, Fungi, Ascomycota, Sordariomycetes, Glomerellales, Glomerellaceae. The transcript is spliced from 2 exons.